CUAUCAUUUCCAUCACCGCUCCGCGCAUUUGCCUCAACCAAGCAUCGUUAUGCCUCCCCGUCGCGCUCCAUCUCGUGCAUCGGUACCUCCUUCACGGCCAGGGAGCCCUGCUGAUGAAGACACCCCAUAUUUCGAUAGCGUAGACGAAUUGCAACAGCAGGGUAUCAAUGUACAGGACAUCCUCAAACUGAAGGCAGCCGCGAUCAACACCGUAUCCGGUGUCAAUAUGACAACCAGGCGCCACCUGCUUAAGAUAAAGGGAAUGUCAGAAGCGAAAGUCGAGAAGAUUAAAGAGGCAGCCCAUAAGAUUCUUGGUUCAUCAUUUGCUACUGGGAUUGAAGUCCAGGACAAGCGGCGGAGAGUCCUCGUUAUUAGUACUGGGAGCAAAUCUGUGGACGGCAUUUUGGGCGGUAAGAUUCUAUUUUACUUGUCCUCGAAAUCUCAUUGGAAGUAGGAGGUAUCAUGUCACAAUCUGUGUCUGAGG
Molecule: messenger RNA, 484 nt
Organism: Guyanagaster necrorhizus
Lineage: Eukaryota; Fungi; Basidiomycota; Agaricomycetes; Agaricales; Physalacriaceae
Exons: 6
Coding region: 50-454 (134 amino acids)
Biological process (GO): reciprocal meiotic recombination; DNA strand invasion; mitotic recombination
Cellular component (GO): condensed nuclear chromosome
Molecular function (GO): double-stranded DNA binding; nucleotide binding; DNA strand exchange activity
Source: RefSeq, a predicted model, not a curated record